This is a messenger RNA of Seriola aureovittata, 1991 nucleotides long. RefSeq names its product protein SIX6OS1. Bases 109 to 1518 code for a protein of 469 amino acids. Gene Ontology annotation, biological process: meiotic DNA double-strand break processing involved in reciprocal meiotic recombination; spermatogenesis; homologous chromosome pairing at meiosis. The record is from RefSeq and is a predicted model, not a curated record. Gene Ontology annotation, cellular component: central element. The transcript is spliced from 14 exons. NCBI's taxonomy places the organism in Eukaryota, Metazoa, Chordata, Actinopteri, Carangiformes, Carangidae.
UUCUCUGUUGAACGGGCGUUGAACUGUUGCUACCAACGUCUGGACGGUUGACAGCAACAGUAGCUUAUUUUACAGUUGAGAGAGGAGUCAGCUAACGUUGGUGUAAAAAUGAACGACGAAUAUGCACUUAAUAAUAUCGACAGCCUCCUCUUUAAGUUAGCUCUUCAAACUCGGGAACUUUCCCAAAAGAAGAAUGAUAUCAGCCAACGAAUUAAAGUUUAUAGUGCUGACAUUGCUGAGAAGAGGUCUUGCACUGAAACACUCCACAGAAAUAUCAAGAAACUUGAGGAAGAAAUCAGGGUGAAGCAGAGCACUGUGGCACAUAGUAAAGCAAAUGCAAAAAGCAUGAAGGCCACUAACAGCCUGCUCCUUCAGUAUGAACAAACACUGAAAGCUGAACUUGAGAGCAGAAAAGCCAACUACAACCAUGACAUGGGAGUCUACGAAGAGAGGAUCGCAAGCUACAAAAAGAUAUUCCAGUCUCAUAAAGAAUAUUAUUGCCAAAAUCCUCUGGCUCAAAAGCUCAUCAGGCUGCAGGCUGAAAAAGAGGAGAUUGAGUGCAGGAUCAAGGCCUGUGAUGGUCAAAUUAUAAUGAAACAGACGGAGCUGGACCAUCUCAUUGGUCCAGCAGUCAAUUCUUCUACCAAGAAACUACCAGAUAGUGUUUCCGGGCCCAUCAAUGAAUCAGAGAAACAAUUCGAUCCACAGACAGAGGAGGACAGUGAUUCUGCUGUCGACAUCUCCUCUCUUCAUCUCAACCAAGCAAAGAAUGGUCAAAAAGUAUCUGUAGAGGCAAAUGCUAGAGAUAUUGAUGAGGAACAAAAAGUUCAGGAGGCUACCGCCUGUGGUCCUGACCCCGAAGAAGCAAGCAAUGAGUUGUGGUCAUAUGAACAGUUGGAUGAGCAAAGUUGGCCAGAUGGGAUGCAUGCAAAUGAGCAGGAAAAGGAAACAGAACUACAGGACCAAGCCAUGGAACAACAACCAACUGUGUCACAGGUGGAGGAUGCAGUGGAGGACAAGGUGGAGGAAGAAGUAGGUACAAAUGAAGAUCAAACACCAGGUGAAGAGGACAAUGAAGGACUCACUGCUUUUCUUCAGUCAUCUCAAGAAACUAAUCAGCCCUCCCCAGCAAAAAUGACAGCUGCACCUUCAACUCCAUCAUUCCCAUUUAACUUCAGCCCUACCAGCUCCCCACAUCAAAGGACCUCUGAUACCAAAUCUCCAGCUUUCCUGUUCUCUCUGAACUCUGAUCCUAGCACCCCAGGCUUUUCUGGAUUUGGAUUUGACGAGGGCACAUCACGGGAUGAAGUUUCUUUGCAGGACACAUCUUUUGCUUUCACCAGCCCUUUUUUCAGCCAGAAGAAAACCACAGAAUCAAAGUCUUCCCACUGUGCUGAGUUUCUGUUUGACCAAUCAGAGCAAAGUGAAGAAUUUCAGUUUGCCUUCACCACCAAAAGCCCUCAGGCAACUAACAAAGAUAAGACCAUGGGAGAAUUUCCAUUUUCAUUCAACUUUUGAGAGUUAUAAGAAAACAUCCAGUUCAGACGAGUUCCUAGCUUAUUAACUUCAGUAAUGUUCUCAUUUAGUGGGCAAUGAAAAAUUCUCAGGGUAAAAGUUCAUUAUUUAACACCAUUAUAAAAUUUAUAAGACUUAAUCAGUUAAGUGAAAUUUGCCAGAUGUGUGAUGUGAAUACCAUUUUUAAUUUUUAUUCUGUUCAGUGGUUGCUAUUUAUUUAUCUGUUUAACCUAACUUGGUUUAUUUAAAAAGCUAUUCACAUUACAAUGAACAUAUUUUUCACAGUGUCUUAGUUGGAUAACAUUUUAUUUAAGACAGAGAUAUGGCAUCAGUAUCAAAAAUAAUACACAAGUCCAUAUUUCUUUACAGUGUAAUAAACUGCUUAUUCUGUGAUUUGCUGUUCAGUUUGCAUCAAUGAAUGACAGGCAGUGAUUCAGUUCUACAUGGUGUAUAAAUAAAAUGAAAUUAAUACCUCA